AUGGCUCAAAGUUGUAAACGGAAAACGAAGGCAAGUGUUAGUAUCAGCUCUGAUAGCGAUAUUUGCUCUCCAGAAGGAAAAAAGGCUUGCAACAGUCCUCGUUCGGAACCGAACAUUGGCGUAGUAUUUAGCGAGGACGAUCAAGUUCUGGAGGCCCUGAACAUGACAGAAAAAAUCGCGACACAAUUGGAACGGAUCUUCGAAAUGCUCGCAGGAGUAGAAAGCAGGUUACAGAAUCUAGAAGGUAUAUUUGAACGCUUCUCCGCUUUGGAGAAGUCGGUUAAUAAGCUCGAAACUGAGCUGAAUAAGACUGGCGAGAAGACAAGAAAAUUGGAAGGCGAAGUUAACGACCUCAGCAAGUCAAUGGAAUUUGCAAACGCCGAAAUUGAAGACCUAAAGAAGAAUGAUAAAGAAAACGAAGUCAAAAUCAAGGAACUUGAGGACAAAAUAUUGUAUCAAGAGGUGUACAACAGGCGAGAAAACCUAAGAUUCUUCGGUUUUCCAGAAUCUGCUGAUGGAGCUGAGAACACGCAUGAAGUUGCACGAAAAUUCCUUAGCGACGAAUUGGAGAUGGAAAACGCAGCAGAUAUUGAAUUCCAGCGAGCUCACAGAAUAGGAAAGAAGAAGACGGGCGAAACUAGACCGGUGAUUGUUCGUUUUUUGAGAUUUCCAGAGCGUGAGCUGGUCUUUCGAAGAGUACGUGAGCUGGCUGAUGAUAUCGACAUUAAGGUCUACGCCGAUGUUCCUAGAGAAAUAAGCGAAAGAAGAAAAAAGCAGUGGCCACGUCUCAAAAAAAAGAAGAGGAGGGAAAGACUGCUUUCUUUAGCAAACCAGAACCCGAUAAAUUGUUUAUCGAUGGACGAUUUGUUCCCUUAUAGACAAAUCUAGGUUUUUUUGGACUUAGUUUAUUUUAUUUGACUUUGUUUUAUGCUUUUCAUCAGUCUUUUUUUGUAACGGGAGUGGCAUGUGUAGUUGAAACGAUUGUCCCAAGCUCUGUGGCAGCGUCUUAUAGGUAAUAAUUACCUCGCCGCCUUUUUUCGCUCUUUCUUAAAACUUCGUUGUGUAAUGUAUUCUUUGUUUGUUUGUUUUUCUUUGUUUUAUUUGUCCUUUUGUUAUUUCCUUUGUUGUUUUUUGUUUUGUGAGUGCGCAUGUGUGCGUUUUGUGUGUGUUAUCUACCUACGUGUUGUGUGUUUUUGCACCUCAGUUGUUACCUCUUUUCAAUUUUUGUGCACCUCUGCGGUGGAAAAUUAUUUGUAUGCGCAUAAUUUAGUUUUUCACUGAUCCCAUUCAUGAAAGAAUUUUUAGGUUUUAAAUUACUGUCUCUUAAUGUUCGAGGGAUUCGAUCCGCCACGAAAAGGACUCAGGUCCCUUUUUACCCGACUAAAUGAACGGAGGUAUGAUAUUAUCUUUCUUCAAGAGACCUAUAGCAUUGUUGAUCGAUGUUGAAGACAUUUGGAAAACACAAUGGAGAGGUAAGCUCUUUUUUGCUCACGGCUCUAAUCAUAGUUGUAGGGUGAUGAUUCCAGUGACUCGAAGUGACUUAGAUUUUAAUUCCGGCCAAGAACUAGUGUGAUGACGAGGGCUGCUCCAUUAUAAUUGAAGCUAAGGUCCAAGGUUCGCCAUUUUUGUUUGUAACAGUUAUGCUCCAAACAAGGUUCAAAACCAACGCCGUUUUUUCUUGAUAAGUUGAACAAAAAUAUUGAAGACUGCGUCGUUAGUGAAAAGCUUAGAAUUAUUCUCGGGGGAGACUUUGAUGUCACAGUCGACUCUGAUCUUGACUGUUCCGGUGGUAGACCUUUCAGAAAAGAUUCUGUAAAACACAUACAAGACUUAUGCCUGGAUUUUGAUUUGGUUGACAUUUAGCGCAUACGAAAUCCGGACUCUAAACGCUUUACGUGGCGUCAAAGAAAUCCUUUCAUUCAAAGAAGACUUGAUUAUUGGCUGAUUAGCGAUGUAUGCCAAGACGACAUUGAGAAGUCCGAUAUCAUUCCUUCGAUAAAUUCAGACCAUUCGGCAAUUUUUCUCCAUCUUAAUAGUAUAGACAAACCAAAACACGGCCCCUCUUUCUGGAAGUUUAAUGCUAGUCUUGUAAAUGACGACGACUUUGUUGCACUGAUAAAUGAAAGUAUGCCUUUGUGGUUAGAGGAGUUCAAAGACGUUAUAGAUAAAAGGCUGUUGUGGGAUUUAAUUAAGUACAGGAUUAGACAAAUUACAAUAAAGUAUAGCAAAGAAAAAAGCACGUGAAAGGAGAAGAAAGAUCUCUGAUAUUGAGGCUUCUUUGAAGAUUUCGGAAGAGAGAUGCGGUAGUUCACCAACUCCUGAGAACCAGGAAGAGUUUGAAUUGUUAAAAAUGGAAUAUGAUUCUAUCUAUGAGCAGAUAGCAAAAGGUGCUAUAAUCCGAUCGAAAGCCACUUGGUAUGAAAAAGGAGAAAAAAAGCAAUAAGUUCUUUUUAAACCUUGAAACACAUAAGAAAGCUAAGAGUUCUGUCCGUAAGGUUUUUGAUAAUGGAGUUCUAAUCACGGAUCCUAAAAAAUAUUGCAAGAAAUUCAAAAUUUUUAUUCUAAUCUUUGUGAGCGUGACCCUCUUAGCCCAUCUGAACACACGUUAAACUCUUUUUAAACAAUCCUGAAAUGCCAAAACUCUCUGAUACUGAUGUUCAAAUUUGCGAGGGAAAAUUAACGGUUGAAGAGUGUUACAAAAGUCUUCAGCUGUUUGAAAGUAACAAGUCACCAGGCAAUGACGGACUAACAGUCGAAUUUUACAGGGCUUUUGGGGCCUCUUAGGACAGCUAUUAGUAGACAGCUUAAACUACUCUUAUGAUCAUGGUGAGCUCUCAAACUCUCAGAAAGAAGCCAUUAUUACCCUAAUAGAAAAGAAGGACAAAGACAAAAGGGACUUAUCAAACUGGAGACCGAUUUCGCUUAUUAAUGUGGAUGUUAAAAUCGGUUCAAAAGCCAUUGCCAAGAGAUUGGAGAAUGUUUUACCAAACAUCAUACAUUUCAAUCAAUCUGCAUAUGUAAAGGGUAGAACCAUUUUCGACGCGGUCAGAACCAUAGAGGACGUUAUGGAAUUCUCAAAGAGAUACAGUAUUGACGGAAGAAUGGUUUGUAUAGAUUUUAAAAAAGCUUUUGACACAGUUAGUAGGGACUUCUUAUUUCGAACGUUAUCCGUUUUUGGUUUUGGACCAUCUUUUAUUCAAUGGAUCCACACUUUUUACAAGAAUGUUUCGAGUUGUGUCUUAAAUAAUGGCUUUGCAACUUCAUCCUUUGCAGUUGAAAGAGGAGUAAGACAGGGAGAUCCUCUCUCUGCUUACUUAUUUAUUAUAGCAUUAGAAGUUUUAUGUGUUAACAUACGUAACAGUAAUGACAUUCGUGGUAUUAAAGUCGAUAAAGAAGAGAUCAAAUUAAGUCUUUUCGCAGAUGACCUGACUGGGUUUUUAAAGGAUGACCUCUCUCUAACAAACUUUCUUAAACUUAUAGAAGAUUAUGGAACUUGCUCUGGCCUAAAGGUUAACCACGAAAAGACAGAGCUUUUGUUACUGGGUAACCUGGCCUGUACCGUACAAGAAGCCACUCUGAACAACAUAAAAAUUAAACGAUCAGCUAAAAUCUUAGGAGUACAUUUUACCUAUGACAUUCAAGCAAAACAAAAGCUAAACAUCAAUGAAUUAAUCAGCUCCAUCCAACUUAAGAGCGAAUGCACAGAAAAAUCGAGCAAAAUCGGCAAAUCGUGGCCACAGCUCAAAACCUAACUUACCCUCAUUUUCAGUCUGUAAUAAGGUUUCAAUGAGUUUAUAACACUGCUGAGGUUUAAAUUUCAAAAUGCGGCCGAGUUUGAGAAUUAUUUGAGAUUUUCGAUUUCAACGGUCAGGAGGCCUAAAAUUAGCCGCCGAACUCGGGAAAAUUGCCCAGUGACAGGAUUGAGCUGACUUUCAUAAACGAGCGAAUAUAUUGGCAAUCUUCCACUUAAAUCUCAAAAAGCAGAUAUCAAACAAUUUCUGAACGGCACAUUUUUUAGAUUUAGAGUAUAAAAUAUCGACGAACGAGCACAAUUUUGAAACGUAAUUUGCAUAAUGCUUAUAAAUACAACAAUUUACCGCUAAAACCAAAAUCGAAUUUUCUAUAUGGGGGAAUUCUCCAAAUCACCCCAAAUCCCGCUUACUACCUAAUGAGAUAUAGUACUUCAACAUUAUCUGAAAGUUAGUCUGGUGUUCUUGCGAACGCUUGUAAAAUAGACUGAUUAUUUUGAGGUUAUUUCGCCCCAAACAACCGCUAAUUGACCCCAGGGUCAAUUGAUACGUGCAGGUCACCUUAGUUUUAUGCGUCGAUUUUAGCUCGUUAAAAGGGAGAAACUAACAAGAUUCUUUUUAAUAUGUACCUGUUUUAAUGAAAUACACGCAAUCUUCAAAAGGAGAGGCCGUUCAAUGGGUAAUUUCUGUUCUUGAGAUCUUGUAAAUUGCAGCAUGGCGUCUGCAAGUGGACCUGAGUCUAGGUCUGUUUUCCCGUGACUGCGAAAUCAGAAUAACAUCAUGAAAUAAUUCGCCCUCGAAUCUUCGUAAGCGAAUCAGCUUUGCAGUGCCUUACCUGAGAUAAAAAAGUGGGCCGAAUAGCAAAACAUUUCUAGCGCAAUUAGGAUCCUUUGUGGAACGCAGUGUAUUGCUGAGCGAAAGGUGAGUAAACAAACGUGGGAAAGUACGUUACCUUUGAUUGCGUGACCAGCAAGUAAACGAUAGUCUCCAGCGAAAAAUAGGAUUCUCAAAAUCUUGCUGAUGUAUAUUUAACAGUUUGUUACUAUAAAUUUACACCUGGUUUGUCUAGAACUUUAAACAAUGUACAUCUGUCCAAGAGUGUAAGAAUGUUUCGAAAUAUCCACCCCUAAAUAACUGUGGGCUACUCCUUUUUCCCCAUCACCGAUGUGCACUUCCUUCCCACUGUCUUUUGCAUGAGGCUUGUAUGCCUUUUUAACUGUUAUCGACACUUAAAACUGGCCGUUUAAGGCCUGGUUUAAGAACUUGACUGACUUAAAAACCGUCGUGAACAUGCGCUAUUAUUGUUGGACUUUGGAAGCUUUAAGCCCAAAACGAUGGUGCAAUCUCCAGAAAUUUGCCCGGGUCUAAUUAUAAGACAGGAACGGGUACUAAAAAGGGACGGUCUCAUUUAGCAACCCGUGGACAAUCUGGGCAUGCUUGCCUUCUGUCGCAAGGGCAACCGUUAAGGCCAGGUACGCCGCCCCCACCCGAGGGGGUUGCAUGGCAUCCACCAUUUCAGUCGCUUUUUCCACAUCAUGACCUUCAAUUAUCAUGAAUUAUAAUGCGGGCCUUGAUCGUUGCCACCUUGCCAGAAGUCUAAUCUUCGCACUGUUAGACCAUGAGAAUCGCUAUUAUUAUUCCAUAAAUGCACCAUUGACUUUUCCUUGCUCAGCUUCCGGUAAACCGAUACUCCGAAGCAAAAAUAGCUUUAUAACGACUCUAUCCAGGCCAGAACUCCUGAUAUCAACAAAUAUACCCCCACCCCCGCCGCUAAAGAGAGCAAACGUUCCCGAACUAUUCACUUUACCCACCCCAUCCCUUUGUUAAGAAAAACAACGCACUCAGUUCACUGGACAAAACGCGCUCGUGAAUAUACCAAACUAUAGCCGUUCAUCCUACAAGCAAUCUCAGUUUCAGCAGGCGUGGCCACGUUUCCAGUUGCUGUAAGAUUAAUUCGACACCUGCAACAGACACUGUAAAUUAAAUAGCAGCCACAACGCCCUUCUUUGAAACCGUCAGGACGAGAAGUUUAUAAAAGACUUAACAGGUGUGCGCGGCGGUUUCCUUUUCUUCCUUUCCUCCCAUUGUAGCACUCAAAUUCUGACCCUGAUAUUAAUUCUAGUAGUAAUCAAUCGUUCCUGAGCCGAUAGGCACAAGGAUACCAGUUUCUUGCAAAAUAUGCUGUGACAUCCGUUUGCUCAUCCCCCUUUCUGCCUUCGGCCGCUGAUUAGGUUUGGUUCUAUGCUUUGAAAUAACUUUAGGAACGAAACAUGAUACGUGAGGGGAGUGUCCGGCUAAGGGCAAGUGACUCUCGGUGGUGAAGACAUAUACUGAGCUUGUCAGUAUUUCGUAGCCUGUACCACGUCGCGAAAAUAGAACAAGCCAAAGAAAAAUAAGACGCCUUUCUUUCCCCAGCACCCGCAGGUUUUUCGCAUUACUUUUUACUGUACAACUGAUUCUACCUUUUGGAGCCGGAGCGAACACGGACGCCCUUGGGGUUAAGUUUCCACUUCAUUUUCGGCACCUGACUAAACGCAAGCGCUGAUUUGUGCGCCUAUGCUUCGUUUGCACUGAAGUAGCAGUAUAUGACCACGACAGACUUGCUGCUAUCCUUGGUUUGAAACCGCAAUGGGCAAGAACAAUUUCUUGAAAAGAGCAAACUAUUUCCUCCUUAGCAGACAUGGACUUGAAAAGAGAAAGCAUGAUGCUUUCUCUUUUUAAUGAUUUACGGCUAAACAGUACAAUUUCAUGUAGCUUUUAAGGAAAAUUAAAUACUUAGUUGUUUGCAGAAUUGCAUUUAACAACAAAUUACAGAAAUUUAACUAAGUUUAGAUCUCAUAGAUAAGAAUUGAACGGAAAAAACCUUUGGGGUAAAAAGUCAAAAAAUAAUGUUUGCUGGAAAAUCACUUAAUGGACAUACCAUAGCAGAGAUAUCAUGCCUGUAAUUUUCUGUUCAAUGCACCUUAUGACAAGUCUGACUAAUCCACUGGUAACCCAUGCCUUAAAACCGCCUUGAACCUUAAAAUUUGAUCCAUUUCCUUUCAUGCGUAGAGCAAAUAUAUCUUCUGAACACUCCGGGGUUGGAGGUAA
This is a messenger RNA of Porites lobata, 6839 nucleotides long. The record is from the annotation of a GenBank genome assembly. NCBI's taxonomy places the organism in Eukaryota, Metazoa, Cnidaria, Anthozoa, Scleractinia, Poritidae.